Molecule: messenger RNA, 531 nt
Organism: Argiope bruennichi
Lineage: Eukaryota; Metazoa; Arthropoda; Arachnida; Araneae; Araneidae
Exons: 2
Coding region: 1-531 (176 amino acids)
Biological process (GO): DNA integration
Molecular function (GO): nucleic acid binding
Source: RefSeq, a predicted model, not a curated record
AUGGGCGAUUUACGAAGAGAUCAGAUCAUUCCAUCCAGACCUUUUUACAAGGUGGGAAUUGAUUUAGAAGGUCCAAUCAUAGCGAUACCUAAUUUGAAAAGAUCUAGAGUAACAAUCAAAUCUUACAUCGCCAUAUUUAUAUGUUUUAGCACUAAGGCUACUCAUCUGGAAAUAAUAUCUGAUUUAACAACUGAAACCUUCUUGGCAUGCUUUGAAAGAUUCAUCGCAAGGCGAUCGAGACCUUCAGUAAUUUGGAGCGACAAUGCAACUAAUUUUAAAGGAGCAUAUGCUCUUCUGAACCCCCUAUUUAAAUUAUGCAAAUCCAAUUCGAUUCAAAGGUUCAGUGCCGAGGAAGGCUUCAACUGGAAUUUCAUACCCCCAGCUGCACCGAACUUUGGUGGUCUCUGGGAGGUGGAGUCAUCUCCAGGACCUUCAAUCCAAGUUUUAAGACCGCUGGAGUCGGAAGUAUCUGCAACAACUACAGCAGAAGCAGAAAUGGAAGAAUUCACAGCCCAACUUGAAAGAAGGUGA